AUGUUCUUUACUCGUGCUACUCUCAACUCUUUCACCCAGGCUAUCCGUGCCUCUAAGAUGGCUGCUCCUAAGCGCUCCAGCUCUCUGGUCCUGGCCUACAUUGCCUUUGGCACCGUUGCACCCUUUGCUCUCCCCAUCAAGGCUGCUGUUUCUGCACUGGAUACAAUUGAUGCAAAGUUUUUGUUAAAGUUUGAAUAUGGUUCUGAAGUUGGAGGAAAAUGUAUUUGUCGAAUACUAGGGGCAUAUGGUAUUGAAAAGGUUUUUGAGAAAGAAGAUGUGAUGGAACCUGUAGUGGAGGAUGAUUUCUUGAAUCAAUCAAUGGAUCAGUAG
Molecule: messenger RNA, 330 nt
Organism: Magnusiomyces paraingens
Lineage: Eukaryota; Fungi; Ascomycota; Dipodascomycetes; Dipodascales; Dipodascaceae
Exons: 3
Coding region: 1-330 (109 amino acids)
Source: RefSeq, a predicted model, not a curated record